Molecule: messenger RNA, 603 nt
Organism: Rangifer tarandus platyrhynchus (Svalbard reindeer)
Lineage: Eukaryota; Metazoa; Chordata; Mammalia; Artiodactyla; Cervidae
Source: the annotation of a GenBank genome assembly
AUGGCAUCCAGUCUGACUUGCACCGGGGUCAUCUGGGCUCUGCUCUCGUUCCUUUGUGCGGCCACCUCCUGCGUGGGGUUCUUCAUGCCCUACUGGCUCUGGGGGUCACAGCUGGGCAAGCCCGUGUCCUUCGGUACUUUCCGGAGGUGCUCCUAUCCCGUGCACGAUGAGAGUCGGCAGAUGAUGGUGAUGGUUGAGGAGUGUGGGCGCUACGCCUCUUUCCAGGGCAUUCCCAGCGCCGAAUGGAGGAUCUGUACCAUCGUGACCGGCCUGGGCUGUGGCCUGCUCCUCCUCGUGGCGCUCACCGCCCUCAUGGGCUGCUGCGUGUCGGAGCUCAUCUCCCGGACAGUGGGAAGAGUGGCCGGAGGAAUUCAGUUUCUGGGGGGCUUGUUGAUCGGUGCUGGCUGCGCCCUCUACCCUCUGGGCUGGGACAGUGAGGAAGUCCGGCAGACUUGUGGCUACAUUUCUGGCCAGUUCGAUCUGGGUAAGUGUGAAAUCGGCUGGGCCUACUACUGCACGGGGGCGGGGGCUGCUGCCGCCAUGCUGCUCUGCACGUGGCUGGCUUGCUUCUCCGGCAAGAAGCAGAAACAGUACCCAUACUGA